AUGGCACAGUCACAUAACCAAGAAGCGCUUCGACUUUGCGUCAGUCUCGCUCGCGAAGCUCUUGAGGCGGGCGAUUCUCCAUUCGGGUCCGUCCUAGUAGAUCGAAACGACAAGAUUAUCCACCAAGAUCGCAAUCGCACCGUCACAGGCGAAAAGGGAGAUCUAAAGGCCGAUGCGACACUGCACCCUGAGUUUACUAUCGCGCGAUGGGCACAGCAAAAUUUGACGCCAGAGGGUCGAGCAUCUGCUACCGUGUAUACAUCGGGAGAACACUGCGCCAUGUGUGCGGCGGCGCAUGCGUACGUCGGCUUGGGCCGCAUUGUGUACAUUUCUUCCACAGAACAGUACGAGAGGUGGAUGGACGAGGCAAACGUCAAGCGGGGCGCUGUUGCAGGUCUUCCAAUAAACACCGUAGGUCCACAUGUACCGGUUGAAGGGCCAAUUCCUGGGUUGGAUGAGGAGAUUCACGCACUACAUCGCGAGAGGUGGCAGCGAAAAAAGCUUCAGUAG
Molecule: messenger RNA, 510 nt
Organism: Trichoderma gamsii
Lineage: Eukaryota; Fungi; Ascomycota; Sordariomycetes; Hypocreales; Hypocreaceae
Product: cytidine and deoxycytidylate deaminase zinc-binding region
Exons: 1
Coding region: 1-510 (169 amino acids)
Biological process (GO): tRNA wobble adenosine to inosine editing
Molecular function (GO): tRNA-specific adenosine-34 deaminase activity
Source: RefSeq, a predicted model, not a curated record